AUGAAUGAUGAUUACCAAAGGACGCCUGGCUCGAUACACAAGGAAAAAUCGCACUCCAGAGCCUCCUCAGCGUCGCACUCGGACACUUCGCACUUAGCAGGAUUUGUAUUCCCGGACCUCAGAGCCAUCUACAACCUUAAAUUACACGAAAUACCUGACCUAGCCUUUACGGAGGUAACGCUGUUUGGCUUUGAAGUCUAUCUGGUUGAGCAAUGGAUUUUGGAGCGCAAGUUUUCCACGAUCAUUACUUCAUACACGGGCUCUUCGCAAGAUAUCGUCCAUGCAGUUAAAUUUGCGCUGCCAGAAUCCCCUCAUCAUUGGCCUACCCCUUUCAAAAAAUACUACGAAGAACUCACGACCUUUGCCGCGCCCAAAUGGACCGAAGACGGCACUAUGUUUGUCAGCACCUCGUCGCAAAUACCUUCUACGCUCAAUCUGCUGCACUUGGAAUGCGGUGAUUUGCGGAAGAUAUGGGACGUUUUUAAAGUGAACAUCGAUCUCAAGCGGUUGCAGUGCGGCGGCAGAUCCGCUCUAUUGCUAUGUGAACCUUCGGGGGCGUCGUGCGAAAAGUUUGCUCAACUCUACAAGGUUACGGCAACUACAAUGGGGGCGAACGAACAGGAGCACGGCCUUUCAGUACACGCAGUGGACGAGCUCGUAAGUAUGAUUCAAAUAUCAUUGACCUACUUCAACUUGCUUGACUUUAGGUUUAAGGACGGGAUCCUGUGUGUCUUUACCGAGAAAGCUAUUGUCGAUUGGUGGUCCAUAUACGGGACUGUCUAUCUGGGUUGUGAUAGACCACGUCAUGAGGGACCAUUGGGCCCAAUAACGGUGGCUGCGCUGGUUAGUCUUGUCUUGACCGUUUUUUUCAAGUUAACGGUUGUCAAUUGCAUGUCCACUAAGGAACCUUUUGACGAAGAGGCCUUUUAUGGCGGUAUUUACCAGUUUCAAAAGAAAUAUGGUUUAUUAAAGGCCGCUGGUAAAUCUGCUCCGGGCUUGGACCCGGUGACUAUUUCCAAGCUGUUCGAGGUGACGCCAAAAAUUUCUAAUACAGAUAUCUUCAAGAUAAAGAAAGUCGUGAAGUCUACAGUACAAGAUAUUGCGGGAAAAGGAAAUCCGGUUCAAUUAUCAAAUGGAAUACUGACCACAGAUUUAGACUACUUGACUAAGAAUGUUCAUGGUUCUAUUUUAUGUUUUCUCUGGCGUGGUAAAAACCUUAAAUAUUCGAACCCAAAGGGAAGGCCAAAGCAAAAAUUCCGCGAUCUGUCUUUUAACAGAGGAGAUCCCACAGAAAAGAUUUUAAAAUCGAACGUAGCCACUACAAAAGCGGGCAAUGAAGUCUGGGCGGACUCUGAGGAAAAGCUUGCGCGCGAAAACGAGUAUCAUGAGUAUGUUUACGAACCUAGAUUGUCCAAGAAUACCUCUUUGAAGGCGGAUAGAGCGGCGGUAAAAACUGGUGGGGUCGAAUCUGAGUUUAAAAGCAUGGAAUCUACUUUUCACAUUGAAAUGCACAGGAGGUCAUCUGCACCUUUCCUACCUGAAGAUGUCAAUUUAUUGCAGCUGGACUACGAGAAUGUUCCACGCAAAAUCACAGGUCAACGUAUGCUGGACUCUCGUCGUGUUAGCUUUUCCGUUAUUCAGGACGCCGUGGACGUCUGGAGGUACCCUUUCGAACCUUCAAUGGUAAAAUGUGCCCGAGAUUCUCUAAAGUUGGAAAAGAGCAUCAAGCUACAUUCCGAUGUCUCGACCGAAGUUCGGAAUGAUGCUCACUUUAGAGCUAACUGUCAGUAUGAAUCUUUGCAAGAGGUUUAUGCCCAUUUGCAGUUCAAACUCAAAGAGUUGGAUCAGUUACAUUACGGGCUGGAGGGCAAAUAUUCUCUAGCAAGGAGCGAUAUGACAGAGUUAGAUUCUCUGGUUUCCAAACUAAAGUAUGAUCUAAGGAGUUUGGAAGUCCGCAUGAGAGAAGUUGAUGAGCGUGUAGGCCAGUUUUGUUCAAAGAUAAACAAUAUGGCCUGGUCAAUUGAAAAUGAUAAGGUAAAUAAUCUUAUGACCUCAUCGCUCUACAACAACCCUAAGAAGCUUGAUCGAUACGCUCAGGAAAUUUUGGAAAGCGCAGACAAGUUUAGAUCAAAAGGAGUGUUACUCAAUGUAUGGAGGUACAUUCGAAGUUCUUCGCCAUCAAUCAUGCGAGAACUGCACCGAUCGUGGGAGUAUUUAUGGAGGGGCUUCCUUCCCCAAAAAUUAUAUGGGGACUACCGAACAGAACAGGCCCAUCCAUAA
This is a messenger RNA of Lachancea dasiensis, 2280 nucleotides long. NCBI's taxonomy places the organism in Eukaryota, Fungi, Ascomycota, Saccharomycetes, Saccharomycetales, Saccharomycetaceae. The record is from the annotation of a GenBank genome assembly.